Drosophila subpulchrella is the source of this 2009-nucleotide messenger RNA. It is a transcript of the gene fzy, whose product is annotated as cell division cycle protein 20 homolog. NCBI's taxonomy places the organism in Eukaryota, Metazoa, Arthropoda, Insecta, Diptera, Drosophilidae. The transcript has 3 exons. The record is from RefSeq and is a predicted model, not a curated record. Gene Ontology annotation, molecular function: ubiquitin ligase activator activity; protein binding; anaphase-promoting complex binding. Gene Ontology annotation, biological process: positive regulation of anaphase-promoting complex-dependent catabolic process; anaphase-promoting complex-dependent catabolic process; positive regulation of ubiquitin protein ligase activity. The coding region runs from base 157 to 1725 and encodes 522 amino acids. Gene Ontology annotation, cellular component: anaphase-promoting complex.
CAAUUCCAAAACGAACCGCCAUUUAUGUUGCAUCCAGGAAACCGAAGAAAAAUCUGAUCUGAGUGAUCUAUGAAGUUCAAACGACUCUCGUGCAAUUAAUAGACAAUUGUUUUAUAAAUACAAAACCUAUCUGACACCCUAAAACAUCGGAAAACCAUGUCUCAGUUCAAUUUUGUAAGCGAUUUGCAGAAUGCCUUGAUCAUGGAUGGGGAGACGCGCGGACCUCCGCCCCGGUGGAAGAAGAAGCUGGAGGCGUCUCUUAAUGGAAGUGCCAGUACCACCCGAUCGGUUCUGUCCGUCUCGUAUAAUACCAGCUUCUCGGGGGUCCAGGCGCCCGCGAAGACACCUGGAAAAAGCAGCGAGGGCAAGGCCAAGAAGUCCACAACCACGCCGACCAAGACUCCUGGCGGCGGAGAUCGCUUCAUCCCAAACCGGGCGGCCACCAACUUUGAGUUGGCGCACUUUCUGGUAAACAAGGAGUCUGACGAGGAGAACGAAAAGGCAACCUCAAGUAACAGCAACGAGAGCAAUGUCCAGGCUUCUGCUCACAAGGGCGAGCGGCAAAAACUCAUCUCCGAGGUGGCCCAGAUAGGCGAUUCCAAAGGUGGCCGCAUUUUGUGCUACCAAAAUAAGGCUCCAGCUGCUCCGGAAACGCACACUAAUCCUCUGAAGGUGGUGUACUCCAUUAAAACGCCCAUAUCGACGAAGAGUGGCUCACGCUAUAUACCCACCACAUCCGAGAGAAUUCUGGAUGCUCCUGAUUUUAUCAACGAUUACUAUCUCAAUCUUAUGGACUGGAGUGCUGACAACAUCGUGGCCGUCGCCUUGGGCAGUUGCGUCUAUUUGUGGAAUGCUCAGACUGGAAACAUCGAGCAGCUCGCGGAAUUUGAGGAGGGCGACUAUGCAGGGUCUCUGUCGUGGAUCCAAGAGGGUCAGAUCCUGGCCAUCGGUAACAGCACCGGUGCCGUGGAGCUGUGGGACUGCUCCAAGGUGAAGAGACUGCGAGUGAUGGAUGGUCACAGCGCCCGAGUGGGGUCCCUGGCCUGGAAUUCGUUCUUGGUGUCUUCUGGCAGUCGGGACGGCACCAUUGUCCACCACGACGUGCGUUCGCGGGAGCACAAGCUGUCGUCCUUGGCCGGUCACACGCAGGAGGUUUGCGGCCUGAAGUGGUCCACGGAUUUCAAGUAUCUGGCUAGCGGAGGCAAUGACAAUCUGGUGAAUGUGUGGUCUGCGGCCAGCAGUGGAGUGGGAACUGCCAGUGAUCCUCUGCACAAAUUCAGCGAUCAUCAGGCAGCAGUGCGUGCUUUGGCCUGGUGUCCCUGGCAACCGAGCACUUUGGCCUCUGGCGGUGGCACCGCCGAUCGCUGCAUCAAGUUCUGGAAUGUGAACAACGGCACCCUGAUGAAAUCGGUGGACUCCAAGUCACAGGUCUGCUCGCUGCUGUUCUCGCGGCACUACAGGGAACUUAUCUCCGCCCAUGGAUUUGCCAACAAUCAACUGACAAUUUGGAAGUAUCCAACCAUGGUGAAGCAAGCCGAUUUGACUGGGCAUACAUCACGUGUCCUGCAGAUGGCCAUGUCCCCGGAUGGCAGCACCGUAAUCAGUGCUGGAGCCGACGAAACCCUGCGCCUGUGGAACUGUUUUGCCCCCGAUCCUUUGGCGGCCAAAAAAUCUGUUUCGAACAGCAAGGCCAAACAGAGCGUCUUCCGGCAGAGCAUCCGUUAAAGAGGAUUUAUCCGACUAGAACUGUUUAGCCCUUUAUUAAAUUAAGAAGUUAUGUUUCACGGGCGGAGCUGUUUUCCCCCGUCCUUUCCAGACUAGACAAUUAUAUUUUGAAUGCUUUGCCUUUUUAUUAGUUCCCGUUCCAUGUUUCGUAAUCUUGUAUUUAUGGAUAGUUCUUUCAAUAUGUGCCCCCACCGACGAUAUAUGGAUAAUACAAUUUUGUCAAUUACUUUUAUUUCUUAGAGUUAAGUUUGUGUGCGUAUAAAUAAAAUGCUUGACAUUCUGCA